Molecule: messenger RNA, 769 nt
Organism: Acinonyx jubatus (cheetah)
Lineage: Eukaryota; Metazoa; Chordata; Mammalia; Carnivora; Felidae
Gene: CCL5
Product: C-C motif chemokine ligand 5
Exons: 3
Coding region: 101-373 (90 amino acids)
Biological process (GO): lymphocyte chemotaxis; immune response; cellular response to interleukin-1
Cellular component (GO): extracellular region
Molecular function (GO): chemokine activity; CCR chemokine receptor binding
Source: RefSeq, a predicted model, not a curated record
CUGGCCUGACUAUAAAGGGCCAGUCUGAGCUGCAGAGAAUCCCUGCAGAGGAUUCUGAGACAGCAGGUGGAUCUCCCGCAGCCUCCACCCAGAAGGAACCAUGAAGGUCUCCACAGCUGCCUUUGCAGUCCUCCUCACUGCCGCUUUCUGCGCUCCUGCCUCUGCAUCCCCAUAUGCCUCGGACACCACCCCCUGCUGCUUUGCCUACCUCUCCCACCCACUGCCGCUCACCCACCUCCAGGAGUAUUUCUACACCAGCAGCAAGUGUUCCAUGCCAGCAGUCGUCUUUGUCACCCGGAGGAAGCGCCAGGUGUGUGCCAACCCACAGAAGAAAUGGGUGCGGGACUACAUCAACUCUUUGGAGAUGAACUAGGAUGGAGGGCACCUAGAACCUGAACUUGUGCAAAGUUUCCUGCCGCUUCUUGUUUAUGUCCUAACUAGCUUGGGAAAGUCCCCACCCCCCCCCCCCACUCCCACUCCCUCCUGGGAGGGUGCAUAUUCCACCACUAAGCAGCAGUUAUAAAAGCCUCCUCCAUCUAAAGCUUCCAAGAGUUCCUGAGGCUCUGACUUAUGCACAGAAAGUCUCUUGGCUCUGAGCUUCAGGCUGCAGCUCUGCCAUCAGAAAGGAAGUCAGUAUGUCUCUGGAGGCGAAGAAGGGAGAAAGACUGGGCUUCCUGUAGCCAAAUCUCCCCUCGCAGCCCCUUCGCUGCGAAGGGCUGACUGGCAAAUGUGAGAAAUCAGCUUUCCAUUAAAAUUCUCGUCGCAGUUA